CUAUGAGACAGAAAACUAUCGCAAUUGCUUUUGACAACUCCACAGUAACGACUGGAAAUGAUCCUCAAAUUAUUAUUUAUUUUCUUAUUGGGCUUUUGUAGUUUGGGUUAGACAUUGCGUCGUUUCCAGAAAAGGAAGGCUUAUUUGGACGUUCCAAUGGCUCUUCGGGUGGCGUGGAACUGUAUACGAGAAACAGGAAAGAGCUAUUUCCAGCAACUCGGUAGUGAUUGGAAUCCUUGUUCUAUUCAACCAAGUUAUGUGCCUGUCAGAGGUUUGAGAGGCUCAACGAAAGGCAACAGAAGAGACACGAAUACAGGUCCCAAGUUUACGCAGGGGAGAAAGGUAGUAGUUUCCCAAAUCUUGGUGCGACAAACAGGAACAAGAUUUCUCCCAGGUUUUGGUAUUGGAGUUGGUAGAGACUUUACUCUAUAUGCACUACAUCCCGGAAGAAUUAUUUAUGAAAAGAUCCGAGAUAAGAAAGGUCGAAAGAGAACAGUUGUUCAUGUGAUUACAGAGGAAGAUUUUAGGUCUAUGCAGCAGAAGAGACUGCAAAAGAUAGUCGAAGAUGCUAAAACUUUUGGUGGUAUAUUUGGGCCUAUGGAGGAACAACAACAAGCCAAGUUGACCGAGUGAAAUUCCUUUUCACAUAUCUUUUAUUCUUUGGUCAGACUGCUUUUUUAGAAGCUUUGUUCAUAUGACAAUUUUACAAUAAAUCAAUCUGAAUGAAA
Molecule: messenger RNA, 728 nt
Organism: Galdieria sulphuraria
Lineage: Eukaryota; Rhodophyta; Bangiophyceae; Galdieriales; Galdieriaceae
Product: mitochondrial ribosomal protein L27 precursor
Exons: 2
Coding region: 157-633 (158 amino acids)
Biological process (GO): translation
Cellular component (GO): ribosome
Molecular function (GO): structural constituent of ribosome
Source: RefSeq, a predicted model, not a curated record